This is a messenger RNA of Lodderomyces oxycetoniae, 1200 nucleotides long. RefSeq names its product nicotinamide-nucleotide adenylyltransferase. The record is from RefSeq and is a predicted model, not a curated record. Bases 1 to 1200 code for a protein of 399 amino acids. Gene Ontology annotation, biological process: NAD+ biosynthetic process. The transcript has a single exon. Gene Ontology annotation, molecular function: nicotinate-nucleotide adenylyltransferase activity; nicotinamide-nucleotide adenylyltransferase activity. NCBI's taxonomy places the organism in Eukaryota, Fungi, Ascomycota, Pichiomycetes, Serinales, Debaryomycetaceae.
AUGGAUCCAACAAAUGAUCCCGACUUUACACCUCCAUCGUUGAAAAAAGAUUUUGAACCAAUUGCCCCGCUGGAUAAGAUACCACAUAGCACUCCAAUCCAACCUUUCGUGAUGGAGGAUUUGGGAGCAGCGUUAGAUGGACCUCCGCCACACCCUGCGUCUUCAAACAGUAUCAGACCAGGGCCGGUAUCGUUAAAGUCACACGAUAGCAAUGCAGAUUCGGAGUCAAGGUAUCAUUCGAGAAUACCUCGAAAGCAUACAGAUUUGAUGAGCUCUUCAUCUGACGAGGAGAAUAUAGAUAUUGAAGUGCAAAAUAAUGUUAAAAGAGAGCCUGAAAUUUUACCUCCAACUUUUCAAGUGCAAUCGUCACAAAUUGCAGAUUUGGAAGAGGUUCCGCAUGGAAUUCAAAGACAAGCAACACACUUGGAGAAUUACCACUUCCCGACUCAUAGAUUAGCUACAACACUACCGGACGACUCAAAGUCACCAUUGGUGAUAGUAGCAUGCGGAAGCUUUUCGCCUAUAACCUACCUCCAUUUACGGAUGUUUGAAAUGGCCAUGGACGCCAUAAUGGAACUGACUAGAUUUGAAGUUGUUGGAGGGUACUUUAGUCCCGUAUCUUCAAACUACAAAAAACAAGGCUUGGCACAAGCGAAUCAUAGAGUGCGUAUGUGUGAAUUGGCAAGUGAAAGGACGUCCUCGUGGCUAAUGGUUGAUGCUUGGGAAUCGCUACAACCAAGGUAUACGAGAACAGCUUUGGUUUUGGACCAUUUCAAUGAGGAAAUCAAUAUAAAAAGAGGCGGAGUAAUGACAAAGACAGGACAGAGAAGAGGCGUUAAAAUAAUGUUAUUGGCAGGUGGAGACUUGAUCGAGUCGAUGGGAGAGCCAGAUGUAUGGGCGGACCAAGAUUUACACCACAUCUUGGGAAGAUACGGAUGUUUAAUUGUUGAACGAACAGGUUCAGAUGUGAGAAGUUUUCUCUUGAGUCAUGAUAUAAUGUAUGAGCAUAGAAAAAACAUUUUGGUUAUCAAACAAUUAAUCUACAAUGAUAUUUCAUCAACAAAGAUUAGAUUGUUUAUCAGACGGGGCAUGUCAGUUCAGUACCUUUUGCCAAAUUCGGUAAUAAGAUAUAUUCAGCAGCAUAAUCUUUAUGGUGACUCAGAGCCAGUUAAGCAGGUGAUGUCAGAGCGUGCAGAGUAA